This is a messenger RNA of Papaver somniferum (opium poppy), 963 nucleotides long. Its product is annotated as F-box protein CPR1-like. The record is from RefSeq and is a predicted model, not a curated record. NCBI's taxonomy places the organism in Eukaryota, Viridiplantae, Streptophyta, Magnoliopsida, Ranunculales, Papaveraceae. The transcript has 2 exons. Bases 1 to 963 code for a protein of 320 amino acids. Gene Ontology annotation, molecular function: protein binding.
AUGUCGAGAUCUACAGAAGAAGACAUCGAUGCCGAGCAGCCACUGCCGUGCCUUCCUGAAGAACUCAUCCUCGAAAUUCUUCGCAGGUUGCCCCUCGAAUCUCUCUUAAAAUUCAGGUGUGUUCUUUGGAACCCAACUACCAAUGAAUAUAGAGUAAUACCAAGAUCGGAUACACUAUCAGCUGGAUUUCGAUCCGUGUCUUUUCCUGGGGCUGGAUACAUUAGCUUUGAAUAUGGGUUUGGUUAUGAUGCAUUAAGUCAAGAUUACAAGUAUGUACGAAUUGUGGGUCGUUCAAGUUCAACUCAGGGGAAUUCUGAAGUCGAUGUCUAUUCGUCGAAAUUAGAUUCUUGGAAACGUAUCCAGCAUAUCCCUUAUAUAAUUUCUAAUGGACAAAGUGUAUCAGCACCCGGGUUGUUCUAUAAUGGAGCUCUUCAUUGGAUUGCUAAAUCUUAUUUAGGAAACAGCCGCAAAGUUUUAAUUGCUCUGGAUAUUGGAAAUGAGAGUGUUCAAGAGAUCCCACAACCAGAAAAUUUGGAUGUUGGAAACUUUGGUGCUUAUACAUAUGUCAAUGUGUUGAAUAAGUGCCUAGGCAUGCUUUGCAGUAGUCAUAUGGAUGGUUAUGAAGUAUGGAUGAUGAAGGAUUAUGGAGUGAGAGAAUCUUGGACGAAACUUUAUAAAAUUCCCACACUCAUUAAUGUUAAGUCUGUUCAGUCAGUUCAGUACUUGAGGAAGAUGGAGUAUAUAAAAAACGGUGAGAUUCUACUAAGGAUUAAACAGCAUGAGGUUUCUAAUUUUGCUGGUGAGGAGGCUUUGGUGGUGUAUAACCCAAAGGAAAGAGCAACUAGGAUUCUUAAGCAUAGUAAGAAUGGUUUUUCAGGGGUGGAGACUUAUAUAAAGAACUUAGUUUCAGUCAACUCUGGUACAUAUGUGGGUUAUAUAGCGCAGGAGCAAAAAGAUAGGUGA